Corythoichthys intestinalis (scribbled pipefish) is the source of this 7231-nucleotide messenger RNA. RefSeq names its product urotensin-2 receptor 4 (gene uts2r4). The coding region runs from base 972 to 2009 and encodes 345 amino acids. Gene Ontology annotation, molecular function: urotensin II receptor activity. Gene Ontology annotation, cellular component: plasma membrane. The transcript is spliced from 2 exons. Gene Ontology annotation, biological process: neuropeptide signaling pathway; regulation of blood pressure; blood vessel diameter maintenance. The record is from RefSeq and is a predicted model, not a curated record. Lineage: Eukaryota; Metazoa; Chordata; Actinopteri; Syngnathiformes; Syngnathidae.
AUUGAUGCAGUUAGUUAAAAUUUCUGAGAUGUCAAUUGUGAAUUGCUCUCGUCAAGUCAUGCCAUGCCAUACCAUGCCAUAGUUCUAUUACUACCACUUUGUCCUCCAACUAUGCAUGCAACAUUCCUAGAUGACGACACUAAAUAGUUUAAACGUUGACUUGAGGCUGUCCAAAACUUCACAUUGGUGCUUGUGAGGUGGGGUUUGUUGGUUUGGAGGGCCGGUUUAACACCUGAUUGAGAACAGAGUGACAGAAGAAGAGCAGUGACAUCUUGAAUGAACUGAAGAGACCUCCAGAAAGUUGGGAUUGAAUGGGAAUCGGCAUAGAUGGAGCUAAAGGUCUGAAGCGGACGUGACACUUCAACCUUCAAAAUGAAGUAGGAAAUGUAGGACUUGUAGUUUGUUUAUUUGAGUGAUAUUCUGACUUACUCUUGUUCAUUUCAAAAACUAUGUUGUUUGCUAUUAGAAAAUUAUAGUUUUUUUUUUUCAACUGUCUUUCUAAAUUAUUGUUUUUUUACCUCCUAAAAAUACAUGUUUGCUUAUAUUUAAAGUAAAAAUCUGUUUCAAAUAAUUACAUUAUUUAUAAAUAGUAAUUUCAAGGUUUCUAAAAAUACAAUAAUCUCCAAAAAGUAUUAAACAUUUUUGUCAGUUGUCAGGUUGUUUUUUUUUGGGCCAACUUAUUUCUAAAUUGUUUAGCAUUGCAUUGAUCAUGGAAGAUGAAAUAUUGAAAUCUAUCACAAAAAUAAUUUUUGUUGUAAAAUUACUUUUUUCACAAGCGCAGACACAAAUUUUUACCAUAUCGUGUUUUAUAAAAUAUCUUACGAAUUCUGGCAAAUUAUUUUCCCUUGAUUUUGCAGGACUCUUGGAGGUUUGCAUGGAGCAUCCUGAUGUUUGUUGUUGUUUUUUUUUCUAAAAGUUAAUAAGUCCCAGAUGAUGUCAUUAGAUUCCUGACCUGGACACCUUACCCUGCAAUGAACUUAAAUGGCUCAAAUACUACAGGAGGCUCCUCAGAGACGAAUGGUGUCAGCGGCGCGGGUGGCACAGGUUCGGGUGGCCUUUGGGUGACAUCCCUGCUGGGUGCCACCCUAUCAGUCAUGUGGUUACUUGGCACAGCAGGCAAUGUGUACACCUUGGCCAUCACACGUUCGGCUGCGCCGAGCCGCACGGGCUCAGUCUAUAUCUAUGUGGCCAACCUGGCGCUGGCUGACCUGCUCUACCUCUCCACCAUCCCAUUUGUGGUCUGCACCUACUUCGCCCAUGACUGGCUAUUUGGAGACAUUGGCUGUCGGGUCCUGUUGAGCUUGGACCUGCUCACCAUGCACGCCAGCGUCUUUAUCCUGGCUGCUAUGAGUUUGGAGCGCUACCGGGCCGUGGCCCGACCCCUCAGCACUCGAAACUCGUCCCCACGGAGUCGUAAGUUGGCGGCCGCCGCCAUCUGGGUCACAGCCUUCGUGCUCACUCUGCCCAUGAUGGUCAUGAUCCAACUCAGACAGGACAAGCCGACUCCAGCCGGCGUGGUGAAGAGGAUGUGCUUCCCGACAUGGACCCUGGAAGCUUUCAAAGUCUACGUGGGUGUCUUGUUCCUGACCAGCGUUCUUGUGCCAGGUCUGGUCAUGGUCUCGCUGUAUGUGGGCCUCGCCAGGCGCUACUGGGCCAUGCAGGCCCGCCUAGGAGUACGAGGGCGCUCAGCCCGAGGCCGAGGGCUCAAACAGCGUGUGGUGGUGAUGAUCUUCAGCAUUGUGGUGGCCUACUGGGCCUGUUUCUUGCACUUCUGGGGAUGGCAGCUGACCCAGCUCUUCUCACCGGAGUCCCUCAAGGCUCUAUCCCCGGCCACACACAACUACGUCAACUUUUUUGUCACCUGUCUGACAUACGGCAACAGUUGCGUCAACCCUUUUCUCUACACACUGCUUACCAGAAAUUACAAGGACUACCUGGCACAGAAAGGCCAGUCCACUGUGGUCAGCAGGAUUGAGGCAACUAGAAGCUCACCCCCUCUGAACUCUUAGUCAGGGCAGUUUUGACAAAGGGUUUAGGGUUGGUUAGAUGAUCAAAUGAUGCACACCGACUGACACACCAUAAGAAAAUAAAAUACUGUAUACAGUAUAUCAAAUUACCCCAUAAUUGAAUGCAAAUUUCAAUGCUUUUUUCCCCCCUUACCAACCCAAUUAUUCGGCAUAUUUAGAGGGGUUAGGUGUUUUUUUUUUUAGGUAAUUAAAAGGAUAUAUUGUUGAAAGUACAUUGCAGAACAAUAUUUUCAAAAAACAGCAAAUAUUAAAUAUGCUGAUUUCCUUUGCAAUUAUGUAUAUGACAUUUUUCUCCUGAAAUGUCAAUUAGAAGUGGAAUGAAAUCAUGUUUUAAGUAUUUUUUUCCCAAAUGAAAAUGAACUGUUCCUGAAAGUAGUAUUAUACAGUAUAUCAGCUAUAUUGUACAUACUUCAUGCAACAGACAGUGGCGGUUUUAGAGGUGGGGCCACAGGGGCAUUGGCCCCACCUCUAAUUUGAAUGGCCCCUGAAGUGCCCCUGUUCCCAUUUUAGCACAAAGCAUGGCAAUCGGCGAAUCCUUCUUUUCUGAACUAAGAGAGAAUGAGCUUAUGUUGUUUCUAGCGUAUAUUAAACAUUAAUGCUGCUUUUCGUGUUUGAAAUGGCCUUUCAAAAAAAGUGAUUAUUAUAUAAAAAAAAGUUAUUGUUCCAUCUAUUGUAUCCUUACUUGCAAAAAGUAUACAAUUAAAUAUGAACUAUUACAAACUUUACUGGUUUAUCUUUGUUUGACAGUGUCAAGCAAAGAUGUUUAUACCCCCACAUGCAGGAUAAUCUGUGUAUUGCCUUGUUGACCAGAACAAACACAGAACAAAGAUGGCAGUGACACAUGGCCCCUGAGGGGUACAUGUGACCCUUUCCAGGCCCCUGCUUCAGAAAAAUCCUAGAACCACCACUGGCAAAAGAAUUUUUCUAUCACUGUUUCCAAAUAUCUUUUUCAACAGGAACUGAUUUAAGUUUUUAUGAACCCUAUUGUGGUCAUUUUUGCAACCCCCCCUCCCAAACAAAAACAUGGAUCUUCUAUUGUUAAAAUAUUUACAAUGAAUUUUCUAUGAACCAAUGAUAAACUGUUGUUUCCGUAUUUAAGGUUAACAAUACAACAUCUGUAAACCCUUUAUGAACAAUGCUAAGUGGUACUGAAGUGAACUUUGUCGAGACAGUAGUCGCACUUUUUAAGAGUUUAAUUACGUACGUUUAAUUUCAUUUAUCUAUUUUUUUUCUAACCUUUUGCUUGGUUUCCCCUCACGCCUGCUCAAACGGUCUUUUUUCUGAGAAUGUAGUCACUGUGAUACAUUCCUCGGGCUCUUCUCACUCUUUGGAGUCCUCCAGCUAAUUAUCUCGCAUACCCAUUUGACUUUUUUCGGUGGAGUAACACACACGACUGCCUUCACGUCAAAUUGGUCCUCACAGUCAAGGCAUUAGAUCAUUUUCCAUUAAAGCAUAUAUUUUCUUCAUUAGGUUCUCUGCAAGGUCUAGCUACUGAAAUAAUAACUAUCUUCCUAUUGAUGUUGGAUAUUGGUGCGUAUGUUAAAAGAAAUCAAAGACGACCUCCAUUUUUAUUGUUUUUAUUCACAAACCCAGUGAGCAAGGGUGUUCUCUGGCACCCUUUUGAGACAUUAACUUGACAUUAAAUGGUCAUUCCAAGUAUUUUUGAACAGCCAGGGCAGACAUCAAAGUGACCAAUCCUCACUGAGUGCUCUCUACUUGAGCUUCAUUCCGAUGAUCCUUGCAUCUCCUCUGACCUCAAAGUAUUUGUACUUGCCGUCACCCAGUCGGUUGGGGAAACUCAUCAUGGAGCCGUCAGGAAGCUUGAUAAAGAACUCCUCGAAGUUAAAGUUAAUGUAGAACUGCAAGAGAAAAAAAAACGUUACUGGACUUUGAAAUGCUCAGUGAGACCCUUCUAUCUUUUUAAAAGGCAUUUUAUGGCCCAAUAAAGCAUCAUGUGGUUAUGGAGUUGUUGACCUAGCGUUGACACAGUACAGAAGACCGUCCACUAACAAGCUUCACCUAAAGAAUGACAUUUAAGAUGAAUAAAAGGACUAUAAUUACAUUGCAACUUUAAACUCUUCAUUACAAGCACAGUUAAAUGGCAUUAGCAGUAUAGCUUGCAUACAACGAAGCAGAAAACUUCUCAGUGACAAUGUGUCCUACUAGAAAUGCUACUUUUGUUCAUCUUCACUUCAAACUAAUAUAAUACACUUUAUAUAAUAAAAAUCUGUUAUGUAUUGUAAUUACAAAUAAGUUUUGUUAAUUAUGUUGGUAAAUAAUAUCUUAUGAGAGCCUGGAGUGAGCCAUGACAGCUACAAUAAAGCUCAAAAUGUUAAACAUCCAAAUUACACAGCUACUUUUUUACUUUUAAUUGUUUUAAGUUUUCCUGUGUGAAACACUCAGAAAAACCCUUUGAAAUCUGAAAAAAAUAGAAAAAAAAGUUAAGAACUACUAACUUUUUUUACUGCCAUUUACAGCAUACAAUAACAUUAGUUAAGCAUGUUUUGGAAUUUUAUGUGAUAAAAAAAAUACAUUCUAUUUUGUUAAUGCAUUCAAUACAUCCACUUGUAGUGAAAAAAAUGUUACAUUGAAGAACAUGGGUGGUGCUGCUUUUCCCUAUUCAAAGUAUACAGCCUAAUAUCAAACCAUGUAACUGUUUUCUGGAAUUAUAGCUAUGUACGAAACUUAUAACUCAUAAGUAUGAGCAAAAUGGUCAACAAUUAAUACAGUCAUUAAUGCUCAGAUUUUAAUUUGCAAACUUUACUUUUUACAUUAGACCACUUUAUCUUAUUCAAAUCAUGCAUUAAAAUGCCACAUAUUAAACUGUCUUAUACACCUGAAUAAUUUCAUGGGGGAAUUAUUAUUUGAAACAUAUCUGAAGAAAAAGACCACUAGAUAUCUGGGGUAACAACAUUACCCUUUCUAAAAAUGACUUUAGCAACACGUACAAUUUAAAAAAUACAAAACGUCAUUUUUCAUUCCACAUUUAUUCGAUGUUAACUAAUGUAAGCAUUUAAUUGAUUUUUUUUUUUUUUUGGUAAACAAUGUGUAUACCAAUUGUGUUGAGAAUGUGAAAAAUUGGUGGAGUGUACGUAUCUCACCUUGCUCUCCUCGCCACGGCUGAAGCACAGGUUUCCGUCACGGUGCUCAUCACCCCAGCAGCCUCCUGACAUGGAGUUGCAAACAAUGACACUGUCGUCAAAGCGCGGGUUGAAGUGUAGUGCAAUGUUUUCCGAGUCAUGUCCGAUAUUGAUGGAGAAUCUGAAAGAUGUUGACAUGUGGCAAAUGAGCAAAAAUACUUUUUCAAAAAGAUUUUAAGAGUACCUGCGUGGAACUGACCUGCUACAGUCGUCGUCGGGCUUGAUACGGAUCUUGAAAUCCUGGCCCUCCUUAAUGCUCAUGUCCUCGAUUCUCUGAAAAGGAGAAAAACAAUGGAUGGAUGGAUGAAAGUAAAGAGAAAUUCAAUGGAUUAUUCCAGGGCUGCUCAUUGUUUUUUGCUCCAAGAGCUACCCACACUUGGUUGCGAUUGACUGGUCAUUUGCGAUCAAUGGAAUGGGCACCCCGGGAUUAUUGUAUGUCUUGAAUAACUUGAUUAUAUAGUAAAUUGCCAUUGGAUGACUGUGUAAAGACAAGUUUGAUGGAUGUUGAUCAUAUAUGUAUCACUAGAGUAAUGGGUUUGAUACAAAUGAAUCAAUUAUAUAAAAAGAGUUUACAACGAAACUCAUCUUUUGCUAAUGAUUAUGUGAGGUGUUCUUAUCAUCAUUGUUGAUGAUCAACCAGAUCACCACACAAUAAACUCAGGAAACAGGAAGGUGCUGUUUGUUCACCGCAUCGGCGCUGAUCAGAUAAAGCCUAAAAGACACACCUCACCAUAAACCGUCUAUACUUUGUGUACCACCUUAUUUAUCAGUACAUUUUAACAUACAAUGUUUACUGUAUAUACAGUGUGUAUUGUACAGUAUAUAUACAGUACAUCCAUUUGUAUAACUUUAAAUAAGAUACUUGAUGAUGGAAUCUAUUGGUAGACUGAUUGAUUAUCACCUUCUUCCUCCCACAUUCUGGCCCACACCCACAUUUAUGAUACGCCAUACUAUACCAUAUAAACAUAGUUAUACCGUCUCGUCUCUUUAUUAUUGAAUACAAAAGGGCGGGUGUAUGCCAGAGACCAAUCCCAUUAAGUCACUAUCUUUUAUAGUUAUUUUAUAAUUUGGAAAUUGAGAUUCCAUAUACUUUAAAGUAGUUUUAAAGCUCUUCUCAGACCAGCAGUUUAGAUUGUCCACCUCACAGUUUUUGAAUUUGAAAUCAUGGAAUAUGUGUAUGGGAAAAAAGUGUUUAGUAAAAGAACUACUGAGCUUAGCAUCUCAGACAGAAACUUUAAAAUCAAAUAGCUUUACCAGAGUUACAGUCGCAGUAACGACAACAUGAUUUCUUUUAUCUCAAAAAUCAAAACGAAUUGUUCAGAGAAAAUCGACACAACAAAUGAAAUUAUGUGCUUCACUUACCAUCUUUGCUGUGUUGAAUGGGUCUUGAGCAGUCCGUGCUUUGAGUGACAAGAGCUCACAAAUGCUUGUUCUGGGGUUUAUAUUACAUUGGUGACGUGAGAAGGGCAUGGGUCAGGAAGUGACAUUUAGAAAGAAGUAAAACAUUCCCCUGCCAAUGACAACACCCACCUGGAAAAGGUAUAGAGAACUAAUUCUAAACUUUGAUUACAAUAAAGGUCACUGAUGGUAUAUUGGUGCAUUCGCCUGAUUUUGGUUCAGGUGGCAUAGUUUCAGUUCCCACUCGGAGACACUUUUAAUGUGAGUAUUAGCGCUUCUCUGUCACUAUGAUAGGUGCCCUGUGACGGACGGGUGGUAUCAAAUCCAAGGUGUUGUCUGCCUCAAGCCCAAUGUCAGCUGGAUCCCCGAAACCCUGAAUAGGAUAAGGAAUUUGGAGAGCUAAUUAAUAUUAUAAGGUUUAAAGUAAAUACACUAUUGGGCUCACGUCAAAGAAAAAGAUUCACAUGCUGGAAAAGGAAUAAAAGUCAAAACUAGAGGAACACCCUGAGAGAACAGACCUCUGCCUUAUCAGGCAAAUUCAAUUUGGCCCUUUGACCUAAUGACCCCCAAAUUUAACUUUUCAAUUUCAUAUUACAAAUUACAAACAUAUCCUGCAAGUUUGAUAAUAAUGUGUUUCUUCUUGAGUUAUCUUGAACACAAACAUAC